Molecule: messenger RNA, 4792 nt
Organism: Platichthys flesus (European flounder)
Lineage: Eukaryota; Metazoa; Chordata; Actinopteri; Pleuronectiformes; Pleuronectidae
Gene: slc35e1
Product: solute carrier family 35 member E1
Exons: 6
Coding region: 78-1220 (380 amino acids)
Cellular component (GO): Golgi apparatus
Molecular function (GO): antiporter activity
Source: RefSeq, a predicted model, not a curated record
UUGAGGCCGAGCAGCGCUUCCUUCCCCCGGUGCAGACGUUCACUCUCCGCCGGUGCCUCGUCACUCCGCGCUGGAAGAUGGCUGCGGUGGAGCGGCCCCCUAUAAAGGAAGGGAUCCGGAUAGCGUCUCUGUGUGCGUGCUGGUACACGGUCAGUUCGGGGGGCAAUGUCAUCAACAAAAUCAUCCUGAACUCGUUCCCGUACCCGGUGACCGUGUCUCUGUUCCACAUCAUCUCCAUCGUCGUCUUCCUCCCGCCGCUCUUGCGGGCAUGGGGAGUCCCAAAAACAGAACUGCCGAGCAGGUACUACCGGUGGUACAUCUUGCCUUUAGCCUUCGGGAAAUACUUUGCAUCGGUGUCGGCGCACUUCAGCAUAUGGAAGGUGCCGGUUUCAUACGCACACACGGUCAAAGCCACAAUGCCAAUAUGGGUUGUGCUGCUAUCAAGAAUUAUCAUGAAAGAGAAGCAGACCACAAAGGUGUACACUUCACUCAUCCCCAUCAUUGGUGGAGUGCUGCUGGCCACGGCGACUGAGAUGUCGUUUCAUGUUUCAGGAUUAAUCAGUGCUCUGGCUGCCACACUCUGCUUCUCGAUGCAGAACAUCUUCUCCAAAAAGGUGCUGCGCGACACAAGGAUCCAUCACCUGAGGCUUCUCAACAUCCUGGGCUUCAAUGCUGUGAUCUUCAUGCUGCCCACCUGGGUUCUGGUGGAUCUCUCUGUGUUCCUUGUUAAUGGAGAAAUGUCAGACAUCUCGGGAUGGACUGGUACCUUUUGCCUCCUCCUCAUCAGUGGCUUCUGCAACUUCGCCCAGAACGUCAUUGCAUUCAGCGUGCUCAACCUCGUCAGCCCGCUCAGCUACGCCGUCGCCAACGCCACCAAGAGGAUCAUGGUCAUCAGCAUAUCACUGCUAAUGCUGCGCAACCCAGUCAGCCUUAUUAACAUCAUGGGUAUGAUGACGGCCAUAGUUGGAGUCUUUCUCUACAAUAAGGCCAAGUACGACGCAAACAAGGAGAAGAAGCUGCUGCCGAGCUCCAAGCAGGACCUGACGUCCUUUGACAACCCGGCGCUGCAAAAGAUCCAGGCCAACGGGUCAGUGCCUUUCUCCCACGGCUCAGAACAGCUGCAGCAGCACAACUGGAACAACGUGCUGACUGACCACUUUCAGUACAGCCGGCAGACCCACACGACAAACUUCACCAGCAACCCGCAGUACGUGGUGUAACGCAGGAGUCUGUGCUCGCGCCGGGUCGCUGUCAUAGACAUCACUCUGUAUCGCCAGCCCCCUGCCCCCACCACAGCAGCGGGUCACCUCUGCCCCGCCUCACACUUGAAAGUGAAGGCUAGUGCCGUUUGUCCUGAACAAUUAAGGAAAGAGUUGGUGUGGAUGGCCCAGUGACCUGACCUCUCCCAUGCGCCUCCCGGUCUAAACUUCACUUCCUGACAGCUUCAUUUUGCCUGUUUUAUUAAUUAGUUCUCACUGUAUGGGAUAGUUUGAGGAAGAACCAAACUCGUUUCGGACAUUUUCAGACAUGUUGGUUAAAAAAUGAAUCCAUGUGAUCCAGGCAGAUGAAUGUGAAAGGUGGUUGAUCAAGGAUUAAUCCUCAAUGUUUGGAAAUGUUAGUUUUGUUUUCAGAAACAGCCAUACAGGGUUUUAUUUGUUUUUUGUCAGAGGAAAAGAUGUCGGCUUUAAUAUUUCAUUGGAUCAUAAUGAUUUGAUUUUAGGCAUUUCACGUUAAAGAUUGUCUUUUUUCUUCAUGCGGCAUCUGUCAUGAUGUGAGGAGAAACUAAGUAUUCAAUUUGUCCAAAUUCUACAGAGGCAGAUUGGAUUUGUCUGUGGACUGUGGAGGAUUUUAAGUCGAAGGUCACCUGAAAAAAACGUUUGAUGCCAUGUCAGUUUAGCGCUUUGGAUCAGGCUGAAAUAUGUCAACGACUCCGUAGAGCCAUACCCCUUAAAUUCAGUCAAGCAGCACCAAAUUGCGCACACUCAUAGAUAUAAGUUCCCUAAAUAUGCCUGAUAUUUUCAUCAAGAUCCAUGAAUUAUUUCUUGAGAAAAACGUGAAAAAUAUUCCUGGAUAAAAAAUCCCCAAAUUUGAAUGAAUUAUUUUUACUUUCACAAAACAUCCUUCCAACGAGUUUUCUUAGAAAUCCGUCCAGUUCUCUGGUUUGUCAUCCUGGUAGCAAACAGACAAACAAACCCAUGCAGAUGAAAACUUACCUCCUGGGUAACUAUUAGAGGAGAUUCUGAUGAAAUUUGAACAUGCAUUCUUUUAUUUUUAUAAUUGUUAUCGUUUUAUCGCCCGUCCCAACAUGCAGUGUCCAUGUCUUUGAAUUGAGACAAAUGUUUCUGCAGUGAGACAGUUUCUAAAGAAGAAAUUCAUAUUUGAUUGAAUAAAACAAAGCAUCCCUAUAGGCAUUUUGCAGAAUACUCGUGAGUCAACUUUCUUAGGAGUCUUAACCUGUAAAAUGUAAAGGAUGUAAAAAUGAAUUGAUAUAAAAUGAUCCAUAGUGUUUAUUUGAUGGAUCAUUGGUAUUUUUUGAUCUGUGAAGCUUCUCAGGCAGUGAAAUCUUUUAUCUCCUUUCUGGUGAUUUACUAUUAUAUUUUCAGCCUGAACCAAAGCUGCUCUAUCGUGUUUCUUGUUUUCUUAACGGGUUCAAGUCAAGUUUACACAUCAUGAAACAACUACAUGUGUGUUGCAGAUUCUGACUAUCUGUCAUGUGACAUCACAGUCUCUCUGUUUAAUGUAAAGCGACCAACUUUGAUUUAAAAUGACACGUGCAUGAAAUCCAAGGUUGGCUCUUUGCAAUUAAAGACUCAGCUGUAAUUUUAGGUGGACCUGAGGCUUGAUUAUCAUUAUUGAUAAUCGAUAAGCAUUUUCGUUGGAAAAGCCUUUUUCUAACUGGUUGAACAAUGUCAUUUAAGAAUCGAUCACAUUGUCUCCAAGCAUGAUUUCUUCGGUUGUCUCUGAUGCACUCUGAGCGUCUCACUGCAGCAAUAGAAGGGUUUUAUUUUUUCCUCUGUAACUUAACUUUGAAAUCAGCUUUGUAUAGUUUUGGUGAAAACACCACAUUACUUUAUUAAGUGCCAUUUGUAGCCAGCGAGCUUGUUUUUUUUAGUCCCUAAUUCAUAAUGCAGUUAUAUUUGAUGAUUAUGACUUUGUUUUUGUUGAAGUUUACUGUGUUUGCCUUCUCCGAUAGUUUUUAAAACACUUUCACGGUAUUUAGUUCCAAACUGAUCCUGCACCGAUCACUCUGGAUUUUUUUUCGUUCUGGGCCUCUGAGACGAUUCUGUUCAUCUCUGGGACUUUCACUUCUUGUUUGGAUUCGCAGGGGAAAUGAUCUGUAACUGCUGAUUCUGUUUUUGGGGGUGUUGGGAUUACAAAGCUGCAGUGGUUUUUCUCCAGAAAGGAGAGAAAUCUCAAACGCUUUGAUAGAAAACCAAAUGUUAGGUCCUGUUUUAAAGAAAUCUUGAAGUUUUCUGUUUUACAGUGACUGACAGAAAAGUGGGAACACCUGUAUUCAAUUUAAACGUAUGAGCAGAAAUAUCCUUAAAAGAACAGACAGAUGUACAGAGUGGGGCGUUCAGCAGCUGACGAGUUGUUGAGAACUGAAGCAGAGUUGAAAGAGGAAUCGAUUUCAAUUCAACUCCAGUUGUCAAAAUCUGAUUAUAGCUGAACUGUUGAUCAAUUAAAAAGCCUUAGAAGUCAAUAAAAACCAGCGUUUUGCUGCAAUAUGCAAUGAAAGAACCCAAACUAUAAUGAAUCCUGAACAGAGUUAUGAAUAUUUGUUACAGCAGCAGCUCUUCUGGGAUCAUGGGUAAUAUCCACCAUUCGGUUUUAGUUCAGUAAGAGAGACGAUGCAGGCUUUGGGUUUCUCUCUAAUCACCACAUAUGGCUGCAGAGGGCGCUGUUGCUCAGUUGAAGUUACAUCGUGUUGCAUGAACUCAAAUUGACCAGUAAUCAAGACAUUUCAGUACAGACACGUGUUAAGACGAGUCUCUCAUCUCCACAGCAAACCAGCUGAGAUGUGACGUUUCAUGCUCUCCGUGACAAAAUGCAAUCUGUUGGAAUUUUAAAUGUCAAUGAGAGUGAGUUGAUUCAGCAAAAAUGUGCACAUAUCUCUUGUAGUUUAACAAAUAACAUUCAGUAAAAUGAAAACUACAAUUCCAUGUUGUAGGAAUGUAAUGUGUGUGUGUGUAAUCUGCAUCUCAGAGUUUGCACUCAUUUCCCAAAAAGCCAGUGGUCAUUUGGAUGCUUUGAAGGAAAGGAAGUCUGGUGCAAACAGCAUUUGGCCAUUUUGUGUCGCUCCUGCAGCUCCUGCUCUAGACUCUUCAUUUGUUUUCUUCAUGUCCGUCCUCGAGCUGCCGAGAGCAAAGCGUCACUUCCGAUGCUGAUGCUCUGCAGCGCCGACGCUCCGUUCACAGGUCGACAAGGCGUCCAAUUUAUAAACCUCAACGUGUGGGAGACGUGUUGUAGUUUAUAAAUGUCCUCCUGACUUGAACUCUUGAUUUGGACGCCAGCUCUCUGCUGAAAAGCCUCUUACUGGGAUGUAAAUGUAGACGAGUGGACAAAGAGGACGACACUUUGUAAAAGUUGUAUAAUUAUUAUUUUUGUGGGUCUCUAAUGGAUCUUGAGGAAGAACUUUUCUUAACCGGUGUUUAUAGAUUUUUAUUUAUGAUGUCACGGUUUGAACAUGUUGUACAGAAGUGCAGCUCAGCACAGUCUCGUCUGCUUAUGUUUAGUAAUUGCUAUUUUUAAAUGUUGGGCGGGGGGGGAAUAAAUGCAUCAUGGAAUACUG